AUGGCAAAAUCCGUAAUGUUCUUAACAUUUCUUCUUUCUUUAACUCUCUUCAAUACUUUUCAAUUAGCUCAGUCUUAUUCUUCUAUUAUUAGUCGUCGUUAUGAUCGUAAAACAUUCAAUGUUCUUGAUUAUGGAGCAAUUGGGGAUGGAUCUUUUGACGAUUCAAAGGCAUUCAAGGAUGCAUGGAAAAAAACGUGCAAUUUCUUUGGAGCACAAGCAACUAUGGAAAUACCUCAAGGAUACACGUUUCUUCUCCAACCUAUUGAGUUCCAUGGCCCUUGCGUAUCCAAGAAAAUCAAUUUCUCGAUCAAUGGAAACUUAAUUGCUCCCGCAUCUCCUGAUGAAUGGGAUUGCAAGAACGAUCAUUGUCAUCAAUGGAUCGAAUUCGCUCAUAUAGAUGGACUUUAUAUCGAUGGUCAUGGUACUCUGGCAUGUCUCAAGAGACCAAGGGGUGUAAUUAUAUCGCAUUCGAGUAAUGUGCAUAUAAGCAACAUUAUGGUGAAAGACAGUCCAAAUUUUCAAAUGUCGUUGGAAGAUUCGAAAUGGGUUACUGUUAAGCAACUCACCAUAACCGCUGAUGGUGAUAGCCCUAACACUGAUGGCAUUCACAUUCAACGUUCUCAAAAUGUCAUCGUGUACAAUAGUAAUAUUCGUACAGGUGAUGAUUGUGUAUCUAUUGGUGAUGGUUCAAAGUUCAUUAACAUAUCAAGAAUCUCAUGUGGUCCUGGACAUGGAAUUAGUAUCGGAAGCUUAGGUCGGCAUGGAACCAAAGAAACGGUGGAAGAUGUUGUUGUGCAAGAUUGUACGUUUAGAAAGACAACUAAUGGGGUUAGAAUCAAGACAUGGCAGACAAAGGCAGUGGAGAUCAAGAAUGUAAUGUACAAUAACAUUUAUGGAACAUCAAUCAAGAAACCCUUUGUGCAACUCUUAUGCAGCAAAUCAUUCCCAUGCAGAGAUAUUUUCAUGAACGAUAUAAACAUUCGCGACGAAAACGAAGAAGAAGAAGAAGAAGAAGAAAAGAAAUAUCAUAAAUCCCAUCAUUAUCAUCCUUAUGCUGAAUGCAUCAAUGUUAAAGGAAUGUCUAAUGGUGUGAUGAAGCCAAAACUAGCUUGCUUGAAAUCAUUUGCCUAG
Capsella rubella is the source of this 1131-nucleotide messenger RNA. Its product is annotated as probable polygalacturonase At3g15720. The transcript has 8 exons. Gene Ontology annotation, molecular function: polygalacturonase activity. Gene Ontology annotation, biological process: carbohydrate metabolic process. The coding region runs from base 1 to 1131 and encodes 376 amino acids. Lineage: Eukaryota; Viridiplantae; Streptophyta; Magnoliopsida; Brassicales; Brassicaceae. The record is from RefSeq and is a predicted model, not a curated record.